CACAUUUUGGUACAUAACUAGUGCAUACUGCACUUGUACUCCAUCUUGUCCCUCCGACACUCUACUUGCUCACAAUGGCUCUGAUGAUGAAGCAGUCGGCCGGCCUGAAGGCCGUGUCCGCCAGCCGCUCGCGCAGGAGCGUCGUCGUCCGCGCCGGCAAGUACGAUGAGGAGCUCAUCAAGACCGCCAACACCGUUGCCUCGAAGGGCCGUGGUAUCCUGGCUAUGGACGAGUCGAACGCCACCUGCGGCAAGCGUCUGGACUCCAUCGGCGUUGAGAACAACGAGGACAACCGCCGCGCCUACCGUGAGCUGCUGUGCACCACGCCCGGCCUGGGCCAGUACAUCUCCGGUGCUAUCCUGUUCGAGGAGACCCUGUACCAGUCCACCAAGGACGGCCGGAAGUUCGUCGACUGCAUGAAGGCGGAGAACAUCGUCCCCGGCAUCAAGGUCGACAAGGGCCUGGUUCCUCUGUCCAACACCAACGGCGAGUCCUGGUGCCAGGGUCUGGACGGCCUGGACAAGCGCUGCUCCGAGUACUACAAGGCUGGCGCCCGCUUCGCUAAGUGGCGCUCGGUGGUCUCGAUCCCCCACGGCCCCUCGCUGAUUGCUCUGCGCGACUGCGCCUACGGCCUGGCUCGCUACGCUGCCAUCGCCCAGAACGCUGGUCUGGUGCCCAUUGUCGAGCCUGAGGUGCUGCUGGACGGCGAGCACGACAUCGACCGCUGCCUGGAGGUCCAGGAGGCCAUCUGGGCCGAGACCUUCAAGUACAUGGCCGACAACAAGGUCAUGUUCGAGGGCAUCCUGCUGAAGCCCGCCAUGGUCACCCCCGGCGCCGACUGCCCCAACCGCGCCGGCCCCGCCAAGGUCGCCGAGUACACCCUGCGCAUGCUGCGUCGCCGCGUGCCCCCCGCCGUGCCCGGCAUCAUGUUCCUGUCGGGCGGCCAGUCCGAGCUGGAGUCCACGCUCAACCUGAACGCCAUGAACCAGUCGCCCAACCCCUGGCACGUGUCGUUCUCCUACGCGCGCGCGCUGCAGAACACCGUGCUCAAGACGUGGCAGGGCAAGGAGGAGAACGUGCAGGCCGCCCAGAAGGCGCUGCUCAAGCGCGCCAAGGCCAACUCCGAUGCUCAGCUGGGCAAGUACGACCCCGCCAGCGAGGGCAAGGAGGCCGCCCAGGGCAUGUACGAGAAGGGCUACGUCUACUAAGCGGCCGGCUGCGGUUGCUGCUGCUACGGUUGCUGCUGUUGCUGCUCGUUAGUAGACGCGGUUGCUGGAGGUUUGGGUACCGCCGGGAUGCGGCUUUCGGCUGGGGCUUUUAGCUGUGGCCGGAGUGGCGCGCAUGGAAGGGCGGUUGUGUGUUCUGGUGGAUGUGAUUGCUGGGAGCAGUGGCGCCUUCCAUUGGGUGUUGCUACUCGCCAGCGGUGCAGUCGUGUACUAGGUACUAGGUACUGGAGGUUGCCUUUUGUCGUGUUGUGAGUACAGUCUUGGAAGCGGGAGGGGCGCAGGCGGGAUUUGAUCUUUAGCGGGGCUGAUAGCAGCUACUAUUGCUGUUGUGCCUUGCGGGGAUUGAGUUCUUAGCCGGGUCUGCAUGUUGCUUGGCAUGUUUGACCGGCUCCGUUCUUCGCGUCUUGCUGUUGAAACCCCAUGCGGCUUGGCUUGAAGAUGUGUAUAAGAUCAACGAAGAUGUAGGAUAUAAAGCAGAAGAACACAAGAUUGUUUGGUAAAUGCGCUUUCUUGGUUUGCAUGUGUUAUGUGUUGUGUGUGGGUGCCUUGUUUGACUUCGGAAAAUGAGGGUACGGAGGUUGGCUUCUUGGCACAGUUGCAGCGCAGCUAUCCUUGGUGCUUUGCGGCGGCAUGGAUAAGAUGUCUCAUGAGAAGAAGAACCUAUUCCAUCACAGCACAGCAAUUCAAGCAUAAGCGCCGGGAUUCCUUUUUGCCCUCAUGUUGCAUUUUGACCCCCCCGCGGCAACAUCGGGCCUUCUGGAUGGAUGCUGGCGAAGCACUCCCGCCUGGGUAGUGCCUUGUGUAAAGCGCUCGUGUACCG
This is a messenger RNA of Astrephomene gubernaculifera, 2046 nucleotides long. The record is from the annotation of a GenBank genome assembly. NCBI's taxonomy places the organism in Eukaryota, Viridiplantae, Chlorophyta, Chlorophyceae, Chlamydomonadales, Astrephomenaceae.